Cavenderia fasciculata is the source of this 2739-nucleotide messenger RNA. RefSeq names its product ankyrin repeat-containing protein. Bases 1 to 2739 code for a protein of 912 amino acids. Gene Ontology annotation, molecular function: protein binding. The transcript has 8 exons. The record is from RefSeq and is a predicted model, not a curated record. NCBI's taxonomy places the organism in Eukaryota, Evosea, Eumycetozoa, Acytosteliales, Cavenderiaceae.
AUGUAUUCUAACACUUUCGACGGUGGAUGGGAUGGAAUGAUAUCGGCGAUGACAGAUACAAACAAAUUAAGAGAGAUAAUUAAAUCAGAGUACGAUAUUCUUUGUACAAAAUCAAAAUUAGAUGGAACGACAUCUGUUUCUCACAAAAUCAAAAAGGAAUACCUAAAGCAGGUUGCUACAAAGACAGAUACACCUGUAGACUACAAUGACUUGGCCAUCAAUGCUGACCAAUCAAACAGAACAUCUGUUUCUGACAAAAUCAAAAAGGAAUCCCCAAAGCAGGUUGCUACAAAGACAGAUACACCUGUAGCCUACAAUGUCUUGGCCAUCAAUGCUGACCAAUCAAACAGACACAAGGACAUCAAUACUCAGGAUACUCUGGCGACAUAUGUCGAUGGUGUAGUGUCCGGUCAAAAAGCUGAUGUAUUUGUCAUCUCCGAGGUGGCAAAGAAUUUCUCUUCAAAGUGGUUGCGCCCUAAACUACCAGAACGCUAUUCGAUGACUAGUCAUGUUCUAGCAACUGACUCAUUGAUAGUCGGAUGGGAUAGGACAGUAUUUGAAGCCCAUGGCGACGUUACAAAAGAAAAUGUUGACCAUGUGAUAAUAUGUGGUGAUUUCAACACCAGCCCCAAGGAGUUGGAGGAAUAUUUUAAUGAAUUGGGACUCAAACUCUGUUUCAAAGGAAAUGACCAAAGCACUGCCAAUGACACAUGUCCAGAUAAUGUUUUGAUCAGUGAUUCCCUUAGCCCUUUAAAAAAGAACAUCGCCUCAGAAAAGAGCAGAGAUGAGGAGGAUAACGACAACUCUUCCUCUUAUAUAUUUAGGAUUGGGGUGAUUCGUAGACAAUUAUUUCAAGAGAUUGAAACGAUUGUAUGGAUACAUGAAAAAGCAAGAGCAAUGCUCGCCAACUAUCCAAACAAACGACUGUACAUCAAGGGUAGAGAUUUGAAAUGUCUCGGACUCCAACAACUGAUCGGCAACUAUGCAAUGCCGUGGAACUAUUUCAAAGACUAUCUACCACCAACAAUCCUAGGUACAGCUGAUCAAAAGUCUAGACGAUCAAUGAUCAACAUGUACUGUGCACAUCCCAAUGCUACACUCAACACUCUUAAUCGUCUUUUAGAAUGGUCACCUGAUUUUGAAGUAGAAAGACAUGUAUUUACAUGGGCUGCAAUGGCUGGUAAUCUGGAUAUAGUUCAAACGCUUCAUAACAGAUUUGCAGAUACCAUUCAAGUCAAUACUAGUGCCAUUGACUCUGCCAGUUCAAAGGGUAGAUUAAAUGUAGUAAAAUGGUUACAUUUAAAUCGUACAGAAGGUGCAACCAUCAAUGCAAUGAAUAAUGCAGCCUCUCAAGGAUUCCUUGAUAUCGUUUCAUUCCUUCAUUUUAAUAGAAGUGAAGGUUGUAAUAUUUUAGCAAUGGAUCAGGCUGCAGAGAAUGGACAUUUUGAUAUUAUAAAAUUCUUGAAAGAACAUAGAUCAGAAGGAUGUUCAAGAAAAGGUUACGAGAAUGCAAUCAAGAAUAAUCAUAUUGAAAUUGUUAGAUUCUUGCAAGAGCAUUAUCCCAAUCAAACAACUCAACUUGAAGACAAUGGUAGUGUUGUUAAUGUCUAUUCAGGUUCGUUUUCAAACUCUAUUGAUUGGGCUGCCUCCCACGGUCAUUUUGAAAUGUUGGAACUUUUACAUAAUCGUGGGGACAAAGCUACCAAAGUUGCAAUGGAUCUAGCAGCAAGUAAAGGACAUUUAAAAAUUGUAAAGUAUUUACAUACACAUAGAACUGAGGGAUGUACAACUAAUGCUAUGGACAAUUCAUCUAAAAAUGGGUUUAUGGAAUGUGUAUUAUGGUUACACGGUAAUAGAACUGAAGGAUGUACUACCAAUGCGUUGGAUAAUGCCGCGUAUCACGGUCACAUGAAUAUUGUUGUAUUUCUAAAUGAGAAUAGAUCUGAAGGUACACGUUGCAUUGGAAUAGAUGAAGCUGCUGGACGAGGGAACAUGGAUCUUGUUAAAUACCUUGAAUUGAAUAGAACCGAUGGUCACAGAGCUGCCAAAGCAAACGCAGCUAAAGGAGGACACUUGGAAAUCCUUCAAUUCCUAUAUCAACGGUCACCACCAACCUUUAUGCCUAAAAGAGGUCUAGUUGACAUUGCUUCUGAAUUUGGACACUUGCAUAUUGUCGAAUGGCUUUUAACGAGUACUCAAGAACAACCUAGUUAUUUGGCAAUGGAUAAAGCAGCGGCCAACAACCAUUUAGAUAUUGUUAAAUAUCUACAUCAUAAUACUAGUGUUGCAUGUACAACCUUGGCAAUGGAAGAAGCCAGUGCUAAUGGUCAUUUAGAGGUAGUACAAUUUUUAAAUGAAUAUAGAACUGAGAGAUGUUCAUUUUACGGGCUUUCCAAAGCAGCUAGAAAUGGUCAUGUAGAAAUAUGUAGAUAUCUCUCUGAAAAGAUAAAGGGUGGUCCUCCAAUCCCAAUCACAUCAUUGGCUAUGGAUCAAGCAGCUGAAAAUGGACAUCUCAAUGUUUGUUUAUAUCUUCAUGAAAAUCGAACCGACACUAGAUGUUCAAUCGCUGCAUUGGAUAUGGCCAUUGCCAAUGGUCAUCUCAAAGUUGCUCACUUUCUCUAUCAUAAUAGAGUAGAAUGUAAUCCAAACCUCAAAGUACCAACUAUUAUAGUCCAACCCAAAACCACAGAAGAAAAAUACAAAUCAAAAGGUUUCUUGUUUUCAAAAUUAUUUAAAUAA